Molecule: messenger RNA, 1785 nt
Organism: Salvia splendens (bonfire salvia)
Lineage: Eukaryota; Viridiplantae; Streptophyta; Magnoliopsida; Lamiales; Lamiaceae
Product: IAA-amino acid hydrolase ILR1-like 4
Exons: 5
Coding region: 146-1486 (446 amino acids)
Biological process (GO): auxin metabolic process
Cellular component (GO): endoplasmic reticulum
Molecular function (GO): IAA-Ala conjugate hydrolase activity
Source: RefSeq, a predicted model, not a curated record
GUUGCCAAAGAUGGAGUGGCAGAAAGAAAGAAGAGUAAAAAACAUCAGGUAAUGCUUAAUCAAGCAAUUUUAAGUUCGGUUGAGCACUCCACACUCCUAUCUUCUCUACAUAUUGUUAAACGGCGUAAACAAGAAUCAAACAGCCAUGAGUUACUCCAGAUGGGUUUUCUUGAUUUGCAUUGCUUCCUUGUUUUACUACAAACCCAUUUCAGCAGACUCGAAUCCAACUCCAAAAGAACUCUCCGAAAUCCCCCAAAAUUUCCUCAACCUCGCCAAAAAAGCCGAGACCUUUGAUUGGAUGGUGAGAAUUAGGAGAAAAAUACACCAGAAUCCGGAGCUUGCCUAUCAAGAAUUCGAGACCAGUAAUCUAAUCAAGCAAGAGCUUGAGAAGAUGGGGAUUUCAUGUAAGCACCCUGUUGCUGGAACUGGUUUGCUUGGAUUUGUCGGUUCAGGGCAGCCCCCUUUUGUUGCAAUUAGGGCAGACAUGGAUGCACUUGCUCUGCAGGAAAUGGUGGAAUCUGAGUAUAAGAGUAAAAAUGAUGGGAAGAUGCAUGCUUGUGGGCAUGAUGGUCAUGUUACAAUGCUUCUUGGAGCUGCGAGGAUUCUACAAGAGCAUCACCAUUUGUUGAAGGGAACCGUUGUUCUUGUUUUCCAACCAGCUGAAGAAGGAGGUGGAGGAGCAAAGAAGAUGAUCGAAUCUGGAUCUAUCGAUAAUGUCCAGGCAAUAUUCGGCCUGCAUAACGACCCUCUUGUGCCUCUCGGUCAGGUGGCGUGCAGGCCUGGUCCGAUCGCUGCUGGCAGUGGCAGGUUUCAAGCUGAGAUAAGUGGAAAAGGCGGCCACGCAGCCAUUCCCCAGCAGGCAAUCGACCCCAUACUAGCUGCUUCGAAUGUGAUAGUCAGCUUACAACAGCUUGUCUCCCGGGAAUCUGAUCCUCUCGACUCUCAGGUGGUUACAGUUGCUAAAUUCCAAGGAGGAGGCGCAUUUAAUGUCAUUCCGGACUCAGUUGCCAUUGGUGGCACGUUUCGUGCCUUUACAGUGAAGAGCUUACUGUAUCUGAAGCAGAGAAUCGAGGAGGUCAUUGUCGGGCAAGCUGCUGUGCAAAGAUGCAACGCGACCGUCACCUUCAACAACGAAGACGUGCCCAUGUAUCCCCCUACCGUGAAUGACAAAGAGCUCCACAAACACUUCCAACGAGUUGCAGUCGACAUGCUUGGCAUUUCCGAAGUUACAGAUUACAAUCCUGUGAUGGGAGCAGAGGAUUUCUCCUUUUACCAGGAGAGGAUACCUGGUUACUUCUUUAUACUCGGAACAAAAGACGAGGCAGCACAGGAACGGCCAGCUCUGCUGCACUCGCCUUACUACAAUUUCAACGAGGACGCGCUUCCUGUUGGCGCUGCCCUACAUGCAUCACUGGCUGUUAGGUACCUUCUUGAGAGCCAGACGGGAAAUCCAACUGGUAAUGGACACCGCCACGAUGAGCUGUGAUCUAUGUCGAUGAGUCACAUACAAUCUCGGUCUGAGUUUUCGGCCAAAAUGGAAUGCAGGUAACAUCUUUUCAAUAACCCUGAGCAAGUGUUGAAGAUGCAAGAUAUAUAGCCUUGUUUGAGUCCUCAUUGUGUAAAUUUGUGAUAUUAGGAGUGUUUGAUUAGUUGAAGAAUAAAAUUUGUGGUUAGACUUGUCAUAUAUUGGACCAGAGCCAUGGUUUUCUAAUUAUGAAUUCAAAACAUGUAUACACUGAGAAAAGAAACCAUGGAUAACAUAAUACGAACGCAACUUAGUUGGUA